Molecule: messenger RNA, 576 nt
Organism: Plectropomus leopardus (leopard coralgrouper)
Lineage: Eukaryota; Metazoa; Chordata; Actinopteri; Perciformes; Serranidae
Source: RefSeq, a predicted model, not a curated record
GUGUAUAUCGGGGAGCUUCCUCAGGACUUCCUGCGGAUCACUCCCACCCAGCAGCAGCAGCAGGUGCAGCUGGACGCUCAGGCAGCCAGACAGCUGCAGUACGGAGGAUCGAUAGGCACUGUGGGGCGACUCAGCAUCACUGUGGUCCAGGCCAAACUGGCUAAAAACUACGGCAUGACUCGGAUGGAUCCGUACUGUCGGAUCCGACUGGGCUACGCAGUCUACGAGACGCCGACUGCUCACAACGGGGCCAAGAACCCGCGCUGGAACAAGGUGAUCCAGUGCACGGUGCCUCCGGGAGUGGACUCCUUCUACCUGGAGAUCUUCGAUGAGAGAGCGUUCUCGAUGGACGACAGGAUAGCGUGGACUCACGUCACCAUCCCCGAGGGUCUGAGGGAGGGCAACGUGGUGGACGAGUGGUUCAGCCUCAGCGGCAGGCAGGGCGACGACAAGGAGGGCAUGAUCAACCUGGUCAUGUCUUUUGCUUCGUUACCAGCAGGGAUGAUGACUCAGCCUGUGGUCCUGAUGCCGUCUGUGUAUCAGCAAGGAGUCGGAUAUGUGCCCAUUGCAGGUUAG